Messenger RNA from Topomyia yanbarensis, 861 nucleotides. Its product is annotated as RNA-binding protein pno1. Gene Ontology annotation, cellular component: nucleolus. The transcript is spliced from 3 exons. NCBI's taxonomy places the organism in Eukaryota, Metazoa, Arthropoda, Insecta, Diptera, Culicidae. Gene Ontology annotation, molecular function: RNA binding. Bases 162 to 770 code for a protein of 202 amino acids. The record is from RefSeq and is a predicted model, not a curated record.
UUGAUUUAAAAUUGAGGUUAGGAUUGAAUCAAAUAAGUUUUUGAUAGUGUUCUCCAGUCCUUUUCUAUUCUACCUACUUUGAAAGUUAAAUACCAUGUGUUGUAUAAAUAUAACUGCUUUCAUUUCCCCGCGUUACUAAUUAAUAUAAAUUAUUGUAAGCUAUGGAAGUCGAUCCAAUUGAUGUUCAGGAUGUUCCUGACGUUCAAAAAAACAAUAUAGGUAAACUUCAACUGAAGCAGGAAGUACGCAAGGUAUUUGUUCCACGAUCGAGACAAUCCGCAUUGAAGGAGCAAUGGUUAAACAUUUUUACACCCGUUGUCGAGCAGCUACUUCUGCAGAUUAGGUAUAACGUCAAAACUAAACAAGUGGAAAUUCGACUUGGUCCCGAAAUGCAAGAUCCAGCAAACCUUCAAAAAGGAACAGAUUUCGUACGUGCGUUUAUUCUAGGUUUUGAAAUUGAAGACGCACUUGCGCUAUUAAGGCUUGACGAUCUUUUCAUAGAAUCUUUCGAAAUAAACGACGUAAAAGUCUUGAAAGGUGAUCACUUGACUCGAGCGAUUGGUCGACUCGCAGGUAAAGGAGGAAGAACCAGAUUUACGCUGGAGAAUGCCACUAAAACACGCAUUGUUCUGCAGAACUCGAAGGUUCACAUUCUUGGAAAUUACAAAAACAUACAAUUUGCUAAACGCGCUAUAAGCCAUUUGAUAUUAGGAUCGCCGGCCAGUAAAGUUUGUGGAAAUUUACGAAGCGCAGCAAAUAAUUUACAUUAACGGCCACCGUGAUUUAUUUUUCUAAAAUAAAAGUUCAUCUAUUUUAUUUCCAGGAAAAUGAUGUUUAAUUUUGCAACAAAUACUUUAAAAA